Branchiostoma belcheri (Belcher's lancelet) is the source of this 1510-nucleotide messenger RNA. RefSeq names its product anthrax toxin receptor 1-like. The record is from RefSeq and is a predicted model, not a curated record. Gene Ontology annotation, cellular component: membrane. NCBI's taxonomy places the organism in Eukaryota, Metazoa, Chordata, Leptocardii, Amphioxiformes, Branchiostomatidae. The coding region runs from base 77 to 1510 and encodes 477 amino acids. Gene Ontology annotation, molecular function: signaling receptor activity. The transcript has 18 exons.
UUCUUUAUAGUCAAUUGUUGUGUGUUGAGCUUUGCAGAGAAAACAUAGCAAAGUUUUCACGCUGAAGUAAGUUGUCAUGAGAGGCCUGUCCUUUGGAAAGGAAGCAGUCUUGGAUUCGGGAAUGGCGAACCUUGGAGUGAAAACUUUUCUUCAGUUCGGAAUCUUGGUUCUCGUCGGAUUUGAGACGAAGAGCACCCGAGCCGUAAACAUCAAACCAAAGUCUCAGUCUUGCAGAGGCGCCUUUGAUAUGUAUUUCGUUUUGGACAGGUCUGCUAGUGUGACACCAAAGAACUUCCGGGAAGAGACGGUUGACUUCGUGGAGAAGAUCGUCAACAGUUUUCACAGCCCAAAAGUUCGGUUUUCCUUCAUCACCUUCUCAGACGACGCCUCUGUUGUUAUGGAGCUGUCCAACGACCCGGAUGUCAUCAGACAUGGCCUGUCCCACCUUCGUCGGAUAGACACGUACGGAGGGACCUUCAUGAGUCACGGUCUACGGAAGGCAAACGCUCAAAUCCAAGCUCUUGGUGGAGACACUGCCAGCAUCAUAUUUGCGCUAACGGAUGGAAAGCUUACUGAUGAGCCUCAAUCAUUUAAUGAGGCAGACAAGUCUAGAUCCCUGGGAGCAACAGUCUUUGCUAUUGGAGUCGGAAAUUAUGACGACGGUCAGUUGAAAUACGUGGCGGACAAACCAGCCAAGGACUAUGUGUACCUUCAACACGACUUCGAAGCUUUGGAUACCAUCAUUGAUGUGGUCGUCAACAAAUCCUGCAUAGAAAUCCUGUCUGCAUCACCUCCAUAUGUUUGUGCUGACGCGGAGUUUGAGGUGGAUGUUUGGGGAAAUGGCUUCACAAAAUACCAAAAUAUAUCAAACGUCUUCUGCAACUUCAGACUGAACGAUACAGACAACCAAGUUUAUAGGCCGAAGGAAGUGAGAAGUGACUAUCUUCGCUGCCCAGCCCCUAAAAUAGACCAGCCUGGAAGUUUCGUUGUGCUUCAAGUAAGUGUCAACGGGAAGACCUUCAUCUCCAGCAACGUGACUAUUGAAGCUCUAGAUUGCACUCCGACAGAUGUGGCGGCGAUCGUGCUCCCCCUGUUCUUCCUGCUCCUCCUCCUGGCGCUGCUGCUGCUCUGGUGGUUCUGGCAGCUGCUCUGCUGUUACGUGGUCAUCAAUGAGAAAGAAGAAGAAGAAGAGGUAGCCGAACAAAAACCCAAGUGGCCCAAAGUCAGUGCUUCCUACUAUGGAGGUAGGGGCGCAGGAGGAAUGUCCCGUAUGCAGGUUCAAUGGGGAGGACUGGGAUCAACCGAGGCAGGAGCUAAGCUGGACCGUCCGAAAGACGCUAAGGUAGAAGUUACACAGGAGCCAGUGCCCAAAUCUCCAACACUGUGGGAAACUAUCCUGAGGAAACUGCAGGCCUGUCGUGAGUAUCUACUGAAGCAGUACCACAGAGUCGCCAUCAUGAGACCUAGGCCAGGGGACAAGCGGCUGUGCAUCGUAGUCAGAAGAACGUGA